This is a messenger RNA of Daucus carota subsp. sativus, 3002 nucleotides long. RefSeq lists its product as uncharacterized. NCBI's taxonomy places the organism in Eukaryota, Viridiplantae, Streptophyta, Magnoliopsida, Apiales, Apiaceae. The record is from RefSeq and is a predicted model, not a curated record. Gene Ontology annotation, molecular function: catalytic activity. The transcript has 13 exons. Bases 134 to 727 code for a protein of 197 amino acids.
UGCUUAUAAGGAUUGAUUAAACUAAGAAUGAAUCAUGCACGUAAUGUGUUUGAUCUGAGAGUUGGCCUUAUGUCUCUUGGUCUUGUGGACCUUAAGGUUCUUAUCAAGUCUGGGCGGCCUCAAGAUCGUAAGCAUGCUGGACAGAGGAAAGGUUAAUGCAAAAAUCCAAUCUGAAAGAUGUGAAGACGAAUGUGAUGAAGCUGUUCUGCUCAAGUGUGGAUUUAGGAUGUUGGGUGCAGACUUGCUCAAUGAUACUAAGAUGCUGGAGAUUAAUAAUGGUGCCAAAGAGCUUAACAUCCCCACCAGCGAUGCCAACAGGAAACUGGUUGCUUCGGACAAUGGGGGCUUGCAGAACCCAUCUUAUUUGAUAUUUAAUCCUGUGUGGGAUUCUAAAGGAGCACCAAGUCCUAACAAAAGAUUCAACUAUCCAUCAGUGUCAGGUGUGCAGAAGCCAAUUUCUGAUGAAGACAUUGCUUUUAUGACUGUUCUUGAACUGGGGCAACUCAUUAAGACCAAACAAAUUUCAUCUGAGGAGCUUACAAAGAUUUUCCUGAAGAGGCUGAAGAGGUAUAAUCCUGUUCUUGAAGCUGUAAUCACUUUCACUGAGGAACUGGCAUACAAGCAAGCCAAGGAGGCUGAUCAUCUGCUGUCCCAAGGAGUGUAUUUAGACAACCAAAUACACCACGUAACAGCAGCACCACCGUGCAAGAUCCUAUCACCACCAUAGCCCGCUGUCUCUCUCUUCAUCUAGGCAAGCUCCUGUGCUACUUUUCAUUCCAUCUAUCAAGAACACUACUUAAUUCAUCUCCCCUGAAGAUAUCAUUCCAGUCCUGAAGCAUGCGCAGCAAUUCUCUAGAAGACUGCCAAAGCAUCUCCGAAGAACCUGAGAUGCCGAGGGGAGCUGGAAGUGUGAGAAAUGCAACAAUAUCAAUUAUCCUUUUAGGAGAAAGUGCAAUAGACAAAAUUGUGGGGCAGAUAAGCCGUCCGACACCAAGAAGUCCCCUUCAGAACCUGUAGAUGAUAAUGAUCAGGUCUGUUUGAUGAUGUCUAUAUGUUCUAUGUACACCCGUAGCUAUUCUUUAUCAAUCUUUGUAUGUAUUGGAAAAUUGAGAACAGCUCAAGUGCGCAAUUAUUAUGUAAAGUAUUAUCUCUUGCCAAAUCUGUUCACUGUUUAUUUUCGGGUUUCUUUCCUAUUUAAACUCAAGUAUGAUCUUGCUAAGAUUUUCUUUCUUUUCAGUUAUAUGAUUCUAGAUUCAUUAAUUGAUUUAAAGUUGUCUACUGUUCCAGUGAUUACUAGGCAUGUCUUCUCGGUUUGUUCUGGUGAGUCUAGGGUUUCGUCAUGUUAUUGUAGGACUUUGUACUUUGGCAGCUAAUCUAAUGUAGUAGGUGCUAGAAAUGCAUUUCUCGAAUGCCACCAGUGUCAAAAACAACUCUAUGUGUCGUCCAAAACAAUUUGAAAUGUGUCGCCCAAAACAAAUCUUCCAUUUUGCUAAUAGACCAGAGGUUCUCUUGUUUUGCAGUCUCAAUAACUCUAAUUUUCAAACUACUGAGUAUAUAAGGCUACUAAUUUCCAUUGCAACAGCAAUGCCCUCCCCGGAAAUGAUGAAAGCAGGCGCGAUAUCUGAUCACCUCCUCACGGUUAUAAACCCCUGAAAAUAUUUCUGCAAGCUAAUGGCAGUCUCUAUUAUAACUACUUAUUUUUGUUUUAUGGUUGUUUCAUUUGAAUCAGAACUAUGUUUCAUGUAUCUCUUUCGUCGAUUGGUAUAUAAGUUUUGGUUGUCUAGGACUUUUAAUAGUGUAGUAAAAUAUUGUGUUGUAUUUAAACUUGAUUUGCAUCAUUUUCUUUUUAUACAAAUUGCUGGCAGUAUUUUACUAUUAUGCCAGCAGUGUUUUUUGUACAGAUUGUAUUCUGACAGGCUAGAGAUUGACAGUCUGCUUCCAUAAUGGAGAGCUAUUGGCACUUGGCACAGGAGCUUGGUAUUAAUUGAAUUGCAAGUCCCUGUAGUUCUCUUCUUUUCUGCCACUAGACAGGAAUUAUUAAAUAAAAUUAUAUUAAUAAGGAAUUUAAAGAAAUUACGCGGUGAUAGGGAUCUUCAUCUAUCCGACUGUAUUUCCACCGUCGCAUAGUAAAGGAUUGCAGAAGAUUGUUUUAAAGAACUACUAUCCGAGCAUUGAUCACUACUCACCAGGUCGACUACUAUCCACUCCCCGGUGCUCCAUAUAUCUCUGAAGGGUCAAAUUACGAUAGGAAUUUGGCCAAAAACAAUCUCACUGGACUGAUACAAUUCUGUAAUGGAUCAGAGGUUUCAGAUAUUUUUACUGCUGUUAUCCAUUCAAUUUUUCAGUAUAGCAUUGCAGGAUGUUCCAAGCUUUACGUUCAAUGGUGCAUACAAAUCCUGAACUGUCUCAGCCUGUUGUGAAUUCCUCAACAUUGUCUCAGCCAGACUAUAGAUGCUCCACGAGUUCGAAGGUACUGCAGCUAAAGAAUGUAUUCAACAACUCGAGUACUCAGGUUCGAGGACUGAUGAGGGAAGAUUUGAGGAACAAAAAAUGGGUGAAGUUGAAAUUUGUACAACUCAGAUGAGGGUGAAAGAAAAUGAGAAUGCUGAUUUGAAGAGUUUCAAAAUUGCUGGAACUAAAGAUAGUAAUAAAAAUUCAUUUGAUCAAAGCGCAGUUGUGGAGAACUGUUCUGUCAUUGGCCAAAAGGUUACCGGUGCUCAAGAGUGUAAUGUAAAUAUAUCUCAUUCUGUUCAUAACAAUAGUGAUGAUAUACAUGACGCAAGAAGGUCUGGCAACCAGGUCAUCCCAAAAGUAGAUAGUAGUAAAGAGCGUCUCAGUGCAACACCUGGGCAUGUGAUGAAAUAUGAAGAUGAGGAUAGUCGAUUUGCAGCUACAAAAUUGUUGAAAUGCUUGAUGUGAAUAUACCUUAAGGUUUAGAUGAUAAGAAUAAUGAGGACAAGCGGAGUAAGUACCUCUACUAUGACCCACCACCUUUUGAAGAA